This is a messenger RNA of Pygocentrus nattereri (red-bellied piranha), 30588 nucleotides long. It is a transcript of the gene syne2b, whose product is annotated as spectrin repeat containing, nuclear envelope 2b. Gene Ontology annotation, molecular function: protein binding. The record is from RefSeq and is a predicted model, not a curated record. Gene Ontology annotation, cellular component: membrane. The coding region runs from base 138 to 29042 and encodes 9634 amino acids. Lineage: Eukaryota; Metazoa; Chordata; Actinopteri; Characiformes; Serrasalmidae. The transcript has 126 exons.
GUUUGUCCCGUUGAUGCCACAUUCAACACGCAUUGAGAAACUAGAGACUCUACAGGCUGUGCGUUCCCAACUUUUCUCAACAUAUUGACACAAUGUUUUAGAAGCCUUCUCAACUGCUUUGUCACUUUGGGGUCACCAUGGCAUCAGAGAGGACGUCUGACCCCCUGGUGGAGGGUGGAUCCCUGCCACUAGACAUCGACAACGUCCACAUCCUUCUUCAAGUGGAACAGGAACAGAUUCAGAAGAGGACCUUCACUAACUGGGUGAAUGCCCAGCUGUCAAAGCGGAGGCCUCCGGUGACCGUGCUGGACCUGUUCAACGAUUUCAGAGAUGGAACUAGACUGCUGGACCUGCUGGAGGUCAUGUGUGGACAGAGGAUGAGUCGGGAGAAAGGCAAAGGGAUGUUCCAGCACAGAGCACACAUAGAGAAAGGCCUGGCCUUCCUCAAGAGGAAAUCUAUCAAGCUGGUCAACAUCAAUGUUUCUGACAUCAUGGAUGGCAAACCCUCCAUCAUCCUGGGACUGAUAUGGACCAUCAUCAUGCACUUCCAUAUAGAAGAGCUGGCCAGUACAUUGUCCUUCAGUUCUCGGCAGUCCUCUCUGGAGUCACUGGCCAGUCUGGACACUCGUUCGACCAGCAGCAGUGCCCGUAGCAGCCCGGUGCCACCCCGCGGCUCACCGCUACACACACGCUUCCGCAUCUCUGCCAAGAAAGCUCUGCUGCUGUGGGUCAGAGAGCAGUGCCACAAGGCUGGCUGUACACUGAAUGUGAAGGACUUUAAAGCCAGUUGGAGGAGUGGUGUGGUCUUCUUGGCCAUUCUCUACGCUCUGAGGCCGGAUCUGGUUGACUUGUCCAAAGCCAGAAGCAGAACCAACAGGCAGAACCUGGAGGAGGCGUUCCGCAUCGCUGAGAGAGAACUGCAUAUCCCACGAUUACUGGACCCAGCAGAUGUUGAUGUCAGAGACCCCGAUGAGAGGUCCAUCAUGACCUACGUGGCUCAGUUCCUUCAGUACUCCAAAGACGCGCCUGCUGAUGAGGAGAUGCAGGGUCAAUAUCUCUCUCUCCCUGAGAGCGUCUCUCCUGUCAACCUUCCCAGCAACUUCACUCCCGCUAUCGCUGCCUCUCCUCUCCGACAGACCUCAACCAAUCAGAAGGCUCAGGAAGUGACCUGCUGGCUGGAGCAGGCCUAUCAGGAGUUGCUGGAAGGGUGGGACUCCACCGAGGGUGAAAGCUACUCUGAGAGAUACCAUGUGUUCCACACGUUCAUCGUGUCCUUCAAUGAGCAGCGCCGGCCAGUGAUGCCAUUGCUAACGGCAAUGAAGCGGACGCCUCGCUUGAGUGAGGAGCAGAGAGCCCUCCGGCAUGCCUGGGAUUCCCUGGCAGAAAAGCUGCGUGAGUAUAAGACUGAACUGGACCUGAGUAUGCCCGCACCGCUGGACACUGUGGGCCGCUGGUUACUGAGGGUGGAAGAGGCUUUAGCAGACGGAGAGGCUGAUCCUCAGGACCAUAGCCGCGCCGCCCAGGAGGCACGAGAGAAACAAGAGCUGCUUAAGGUGUGUCUUGAGGAAAUGCCCCACCACAUUAAGAUGUUCCAGAAUUUCCAGAACAUGGAUGAAUAUGGAGAGAUGUUGGUUCCUGCAGAUAAACUGGAGGAGAUGAAGCGAAGGUUCACUAGUGUACGUGUGAGCUCUAAGUACCACGGCAUUAAGCUGGAGUAUCAGGAGCACAGACACACGGUGUUAGACCUGCUGGCUCGGCUCAAAAUCAAGCUAUGUGCCUGGAAAAGAGCCUACAUUUCCCAGGAGGCUGUGCGAGUCCUCGUUCAGGACUGGAAUGAGACUGUGAAUAAGCAGACGCUGCCUUCUAUGCUGGAAGGAUCUCUCUACAAACUAAAACACAUUGCCAGCAAAUACACUAGCAAGUCUGCUCUGGCAGGUGACUCCAGUCACGUGAGUAAAGAGGUGAAGACUUUGGAGAUGGAGACUGCAGCAACACUCCAGGACGUGAAGAUGGUGAAGGGUAUUAUGGGACGUGUGCUGGCGGCCUGGGACUCAUACUGCGACUCCUACAGUUCUCUACACGCCUGGCUGGAACAGGGAACUCAGAGUAAUCGACACGGACAGCGAGCCGAAGUAACGGCAGAGAUGAUGGCAGAGUGGAGCUCUCGCCAGGCUCAUCUAAACGACGUCGGGAACUACCUGAUUGAGAGCACGGAUCCUCAAACCAGCCGCUCACUUUCCGACGAGCUCUGCAGGAUUAACCUGCUCUGGGCCGACUUUGUCAGAAGAACGCAGUUUGAUCUUGUUGAGGAGUCCAGUGUUCGUCCUGCAAGUCCCCAGACUCUGCAGUGUUUGGUCAGAGAGGCUAACCAGCUACUGAAGGAGCCAGUGGAGGUCUUAUCAGGGUCACUCCGCACUUACAGGAAGAGACUGCAGUUCAUGAUGAAGAAAAUAAAGGAUGUUGAUCUGGAUUCCCUCACUCCUUCACCCGAGUGCUUGGCCGAAACUUUGAGCAAACUCAAACAGGCUAUUCCAGAGGUGCUGCAGACACUCUGUGAGGCCAUGCAGGUCUGUGAAGAGUUGCAGCAGAGUGUGUGUGGCCUGGAUGGGCGUCUAGCUGAACUUUUGCACUGGGAGGCUGAAGCCAGAGAGUUUUAUCAGCUCCUAAAGGAAAGAGCACACAAACAUCAGAGAGGGGAGGAUGCAAGGACCCGAUUGCUGAUAUCUCGAGGACUGCAGCUGGAAGGCCAGGUGGUGAUGGAGGAACAGGAUCUGCAAGUGAUGGUGAUGUCAGGGCAGAAAAACUCACCACUGCAGUAUCUAAUUUCUUCUGCCAUGCAGGACAGAGUCCGUGCUACCGUUGCACAGUCGCAGGAAGCUGUGGGGUUGCUAAGUUCCUUGGGUGCUCGUAGAGAUAGAAGCCCUACAGGUCGUCAGCCUCCACAAAAGAUCUUUGUGCAGGAGAGAGAGUGUGAGACUGAAAGCAACAAGCGCCAAACAAGCAGCACAACUGAGUCUAUGUCUGCAUCUGAAGAUAGAGAGCAAACAGACUUUCAGCCACCAGUCAAGCAUCGGCCUCUGCAACCAUCCCGGUAUAGUGCCCAAGUUGCUGUUCCUAAAACUCAACCUGAAGUUCAGCCUGUACCUAUGAUUGUCGUUCAAGAGUACCAUGAGGAGAAGAAGAGUCCUCCUUUGCAAACAUACCAAGAAGCUCAAGCAGUGGCAAAAACACAAUUAUGGAAAGAGCCAAGGGAAGACCCCCAACAUAUUUUGACAUCUAAGGGCCAUGAACAGGCACAAACAUUUGCUAAAGUCAAGCCACAGGCAGUGACCAAAGAGCAGGCAAAAGCUGAGACAAAAGAGGAACCUAUGCAGCAAGAACUAGGUGACACAAAUGAAACUGUUAAGACUCAUAAACUACAUUUGAACUCAAAGCAAAGCACACUGCAAGCUCAGAUUUCCAGCCAGCAACAAAUGCCUGCCUGCCAACAGAUACCAACACAACCUGAAGUGAAUACACAACAACAGAAUCAGCAGUCAACAACUGCCCUGAAACAACUGGACAUUCACCAACAAACUCAGGCUCAACAGCAGCAGAUACAAGUAGAGCAACAUGACACCCAGAAACCUAUUAAAGUAAGGAAGUCUCAGGCACGUUCAGAGCAUAGACCUUGGCUUCAACAGAAAGGCCAAGCAGAGGUUUUGACAACUGCUCGACCAAAGGAUAAAAGUAAAGUGAGCUCAGAAGUACAUUUAAAGACCACUGUUGCUGUCACUGUGGCACCUACACCUGACCCAAUUGAAGGUCAAGCCGAGUGGGUUACUCAAACACAAACUAAAUUGAGUAAACCGCCUGAGACACAACCCAAAUUGAGUAAAAUUGAUCAGCCUGCUGUAAAACAAGCCAAAGUGAGUCAGGUCAAGCAACAGCAAUCUGUGACACAAGCCAAAGUGAGUGAAGUCCAGCAGCAACAACCUGGGACACAAGCCAGAGUGAGUCAAGCCCAGCAACAGCAAUCUGUGACACAGGCCAAAGCUGAUGAAGUGCAACAACAGCAACCUCUGGCCCAAAUGCUAUCAAAAGCACAACCACCAGCUAUGAUAUCAACAGAGCCACUAAGGCAACCUCAAACUUUAAUAUCAGGUCCAGCAGAAAUGAUUACCACACCGCAUCCUCCGCCACAGGCUACUGCAGUCAUGAACCAAAGGAGAUCAGAAAUACAAACCAUGAAGCAUGUACAACCACAAGCCAUGCCACCAGUUUGUCCUCAAGUCAUGCCUCAAAGGCAACCACCAACGAUGAUUCAAGCUCACCCCCAACUUAUGUCUCAGACUCAGCAACAUCUAAUGGAAAUGGGAGAAGCACAACAAACUGAGAGACUUCCCCCAGUACUCAACCAGCCUCAAGUAAUGUCCCAAAGUCAGCCACAUCCUGCUUUACAUUAUGCCCAGACACAAACUGCGCAGCCCAGAAGUAUAGCCCCAAUCCAGCCACGAAUCAUCACCAUGCCUCCAAGUCAGCCACAGAUCCAUGUUCCUCCUCAGUCCCAAAUCAUGGGCAUGGAUCAGACUCAAGCCAAACUUCAGGUUAAGCCACAAAGUAUAGUACAACCACAGGUGCAACCUCAAGUCCAGCACCCUGAGUGGCGUCCAAUGGCAAUUGAGGGCUAUUAUGAGGUUCAGGGCCAGGGACUAAUGCAAGCCCAAAUAUACCCACAGAGCCAUCCACAAACUCAAGGUGUCAGACAAAUGCAAGCACAUUCUCAGCAAUGGACAUCACUGGGAAGAGGUUUAGCAACCCAGACUUACACCAGUGUCCAAGGUUCAGGUCAAGUGCAAGUCCAGCCUCAUCCUCAAUCUCAUAUUUACCCAGUGCAAACUCAGCAGUGGGGUAUUAUGAGAUCUGAACCAAUGGCACCAACUUUUACACAAAUGAGACCUCAGAGCCAAGUCCAACCAAUUGCUCCACCACAACACUGGAGACCUAUUAGACCUGAAGUGAUCAGCCACAGUUUCCAAAGUGUUCAAACGCAAGACCCAAGAUCCAUAUCUCCAUACUCGCAUGCUCAACCUCAGGCAUGCACAAGACCACAAACCCCUCCUCAGCACUGGAGGCCUAUCCAAUCAGAGCCACAAUCCCAAAUCCAUUCUCAGAAAAUGGUUCCAAAAGUCUCUCAACCAGCGGCUCACAAACCAUCUGUCCAGCCACCGUUUCAAGCCCCAGUAAGAUCCCAAGGUCCACCUCCACAGCAGCCCCAAGCCCAACAGCAGCAGCUAGCACAAAACAGAGUUGAGGCUCCCUCUGGUGUUCAGGUUCAAAUUCAGGUUGAAAGCCAAACACCCCAGGCACUGCCUCAAGUCCAGGUUUCACAAAAACUACAGUCUCUGGUGCAGGAGCAGGCCCAGCAACAGUCAGCUCCUCGUGUCAAACCUCCAGCCCUGGCCCAGGCUCCUCCUCAGGCCUAUACAGAGGCUUACUCUAAAGCACAGGCUCUGGCUAGGAAUAGGUUUGAGGAGGCAAAGCAUUGCCUACAAGAACAUAUUCUAGAAGCAAUCAACAUAUUCAAGGAGAAGAGGAUGACCGAGGAGCAAAAAUUGGUCAAAGAAGAAACUCUUAAGGUCCUGGACUCUGAGCUGCUGGAGGAGUUCCUGAGGGCUGCCGAAGGAAUGGAGGCCUUCUGCACCCCAUCUCAGUUCAGAGACAUGGAGUUCUUUGCCCAGUCAGUCAGGACACAGUGGGAGGCCUGUUUUUCUGCUGAUGGAAGUUUAGUCCAGGCUGGGCAGCAGUUGGAGGCCCUGAAGGAGCUGUGCGAUACUUUGAGCCCAGAGGAUGCCCACAGGUUGGCACAGGCUCAGCUCCGGGAGUGCGAGAAAAGACUUGCUGCCAUCCAGCGCCAGUUCAGUGGAGACCGUGACACUCCUCCACCAGAUGCAGGUGUGCCUGUAGAACAGACAAAGGAGUCAUCGCCUCAGAAAAUAUUCACAGCGUCUGUGGAGAAAGCUACAGAAGUGACCACUCCAGAGGUUACCCCAGUUACAGCGCAGCGUCCAAAAACUGUGGACAAGAAAGAGAUAAUAAAGCAGAUGAGCACUGAGGAUGACAGGUAUAGAAGUUCCAGGUUUGCCCUUCAAGCUCAGCUGAACAGAAAUGAGCAGAGCAUGCUGGGAGGUCGGCCUUCAGAAUCAACCACAGACCUGAGAAAAAGGCUCAGAGAAUUAAAGGCUCUGAGGGAUGAGACGGAGUCUCUGUGGGCGGAGUAUGAGGUGCAGUGCUCCCAGUGUGUCCAGAUGAAUGAGCGAGCGGUGGAGCAGGACCGAGCUGAGCUCACAGUCAAGUGGAGAGAACAGAGAGCACACCUGCAGAGCAGGGUGGACUCUCUCGGUUCUGCUCUGGAGCUCAUGGAUUCCAUCGAGCAUCACAUCGCUGAGAUCUCAGAGCGACUGGACAAGUUCAUCAAAGAGCCCAAAGACAUUAAAGGAUACACACUGGUCAACACCAACGUCCUGAAAGAUAUUAAGGACUUAGAUGAGAGCAUCCAGGCCCAGAUGGAUCGUCUGUCACGAUUUGACUCAGAGCCCAGCAACCUGGACCUGCGGGACCGCUCGCCUCUGACCCAGGUGGUGCUGACCCACCGCUCCAGCUUGGACCGUCUCCGGCAGCAGGUCCGUAAAAGUGACGCUGCGGCCCGGGCCCUGGACCGCUUCCUCAUGUCCCUGCGCACUGUUGACCAGGAUGUUUCAGCUGUGCAGAGCGUCCCCUGCAGUGGUGCAGCAGAACUGCAGGACAGCAGGGCUAAGCUGGCGCUGAUCCGGAAGGGUGUGGGGAGCCUGAAGGAUAAAGCGCCACAGCUGGACCAGCUGCUGGGUGGAGCCAGGCUGGAGGUGACCAGGGAGGGGCGACCAGUGUCCUGUCUGGACAUGGUGGGAGCUCUGGUGCGGCAGGCGGAGGAUGCGGACGACCGACUCAUGAUCCAUCAGGAGGGGCUGCGGAAGGAGCAGCAGAGCCAGGGGGUCAGGCUGAGGAGAAAGACUCUGCUGUCUGAGCUGAGGAAGGUGCGGGGGGCGGCGGAGAAACAGGGGCUGAAGGAGCCCACCAUGCCGGCUGUGCAGCACAGGAUACGUGCCCUGUCCGAUUUGGACGCUCAGAUAAACUCCCUGCGUUCAGAGUACCAGAGCAUCAGGGGAACCGCCUCAAAACCCUCCCCAGACUCACAGCAGCCUGGGCAGUCAGCGGACGAGCUGGACUCCCUGUGGGAGGAGACGGAGAGAGCUGUGGCUGAAAGGCAAGAGCAGUGCCGCAUGCUAAUGGAGCUGCUGAAGAAGUUUCAGACCUGCCGCAGUUACCUGGGCAGCACCCUCCAGAGGGCAGAGCAGACUGUGAGUGAACAGUCCUCAUACAUGAGUAAAGACAGUCUGCAGCGCCUUCUGGCCAAGGUUAGCGGGAUAAAGGACGAUUUGAGCGGCCUGGGACCGAAGAUGGAGGAGUUUCGGACUGUGUGCAGGCAGCUUCAGUCGCAGCUGAAGAAAAUCCCAGACUGCUCAGAAACGCCAUUUGAAUCAGAAGCGGAUGUGCUGGUGGACUCUUGGCUGGACGUUUCGGAGAAAACGGACACCUACAUGGAUAACCUGCGUGUGGGUUUGGAGCUCUGGGAGAAGCAGCUGAUGCUGGGUGGGGAGCUGGAGGGCUGGGCUGCUGCUAAACUCAACCUGUUUGCUGAAUCACACCCACUCAGCACUGAGAGGGAGGUCCUCCUUAUGAAGGAUGACAUCCAGACGCAGGAGGAGAACAUUGAGCGUUUCCACAGGAAGUCCUUGGAGAUCCAAAGCCUUUUGCAGAGCAAAGAGGCUCCACUGGAGCUACAGGUGAUGGAGACCGGUCUCAGAAAGAAGAUGGAGGAAGUGAAAGAAGUGUUUUCUGGAUGUACGGAAGUUUUCCAAGAGCUACUGACUGUCCGAGAUCACCUGGUUCAGAGGAUUGACGCCUGUCGGUCCGCCAUCCAGAGAAUACAGUCAUCAGUGAGCAUGCUCAGUACAGACGAUGGAGCUCAGCUACAACAGCAUUUACAGGAUCUUUCUGAGCAGUUGUUGGAUCAGGAGGACCAGGCUGACUCUCUGAUGAAGGAAAUAACUCUCAUGUCCAGUGUGACCGGGCCUCAAGCCAUAGAGGAAUUGACCAGUGACUGUAAGCGUCUAAAAGACAGCAUCACCACAUCACAGGAGCUCAUUGGUCAGAAAAAAGAACAGGGUGAGAAGAGCUUACUUGUCCAGUCCAUUAAAGAUGAGUGCCAGCUGUUUGAGGACUGGCUCCAGGAUGUGCAGCUCUCUGUGAACGAGUGUUUCGAGAACCCAGAGAGGAGGCAGGAUGUGGAGGCCUCCAUGCAGAGACUGCAAGGUUUCCUGGCUUCUAAAGAAGGUGAGCAGCGUCUUCUCCAAGUGAAGGAGUCUGUGGAGAGCAAGGGGCAGAUCCCUGCGGAGACCCAGGCUCAGCUGUGCGUUUGGCAGCAGGAGCAGGAGGGAGAGAUGGCCACUCUCAGAGCUCACUGCCAGGGCCGCCACAAACAACUGCACGACAUCCUGCGCAAACUCAACAGCUUGCAAGAGGAGCACGACCACCUCCGGGAAUGGUUGGAGCAGAACCAGCAGAUACCAGAGCAAAGAGAAAAGCUCAGACAAGCUCAUGAGGACUUCCUCAAGGAAAGCGGUCGCGUUGAAGCCUUCAGUGAUCUGCUGGCCUCUGUGAGGUUGCGGGGGCUGAGAGCUGACCCCUUGCUUAAAGACAGCGAGUCCCUGGUUGACCAAUACCACAGUCUGGGGAUUCGUCUGGAGAACCAGGCCCAGGUCCAUGAAGCCUUGGAGAAGGAGGUAGAAAGCUUCCACGCUCAGGAGGAUGACACCAGGAGCUGGAUUAGAGAGUUAAAACAGGGUCUGGACUCAUUAGACAAAGACGCUUCAGUAGAAGAGAAGCUCUACAAGGCUCAGGCUGUUUUGAACCUGUAUGCUGAAGGUAACUCCAAGCUGGCAGCUCUGAACAAAGCGAGAGAGAAUUUAUGUGCUCAUGAUGAGCUGGAGGACAUCAAGCAGCAGGAACUUCUGCAGAACCUCAGAAAUAUAGAAGAUGAAUGGAGAAGACUUGUGGACUCCACUCAGCAGCUGAAAUCCCAGGCUGAGCUCCAGAACUCUCUCUUAAGGGAACUAGAAGCCCUCCAAGCACAGGAGAGGAGUGUCCGAUUCUGGGUGGAAGAGCAGAGGCAAAAGCUGGACCACCUGGACAAAGACGUUCCACACCAGGACGUACACAGCAAGGUUCAGGAUGUCUUGAACCAGCAACAUGAAGGAAACUCCAAGCUGAUGGCUCUGAGGAACAGAGGAGCGAGCAUAUGCGCUCAUAAGGAACUUGGCAGUGAGAAGAGAUACAGCAUUGAGCAGAACCAUAGACACCUGGAGGAGGAGUGGGAAAAGGUUCUACAGGCUGCACAGGAGCUGAAGAACCAGAUUGAGCAUAAAGAUUUACUGUUCAAGGAGCUACAAACCUUCCAAGACCAGAGAAAAGACACUCAGGCUUGGAUUAGACAGCUAAAAGAAAACUUGGAGUCCCUGGAUAAUGCUUGUUCGUUUCAAGAGCGAUUUAGCAGAGCUCAGGCUAUUUUAAACCAGGGACCCGAGGGAGACUCUAAACUUGCUGCUCUGAGGGACAGAGGUGAGAGUGUGUGUGCUUGUGAUGGGCUUGAAGAGGACAUGAGGCAGUCAGUCCAGCAGACCCUGAGAGGAAUUCAGGAAGAGUGGACAGGAGUGCAGGAGUCUGCUCAAAAGCUAAAGAGCCAAGCCGACCUCCAGGAGGCUCUUUCUAAAGAACUUCAGGAUUUUAACUCCCAAGCAGAAAGUGUUCAAACUUGGGUCAUGGAGAAGCAGCAGAGGUUUGAAUCUCUGGACAAAGGCACACCUGUAGAAGACAGACUUAAUAUCUCACAGGCCAUCCUGGACUUGCAGCCAGAGGGGGACUCUAAGCUCUCUGCUUUAAAGAUGAAGGGAGAAAGUGUGGGUGUCCACAGAGAACUGGAGGAGAGCGAGAAGCAUUCAAUCCAGCGGACUCUGCGAGACCUGCAGGAGAAAUGGAGAAUGGUGCUGGAAAUCGCAGAAGAACUUCGAAAGCAGGCUGAGCUCCAGGAUUCUCUCUCAAGAGAGUUUCAAGCCUUCGAAUCCCAGGAGGAGAACAUGCAGUCCUGGGUCGGGAAGCUGAACCAAGACUUAGACUCACUCGGCAAAAGCACACAUGGCACCCAGGAACAGAUUGAGGAGAGACUCAACAAAGCUCAGGCUGUUUUAAGCCUCCGUCCUGAAGGAAACUGCAAGAUGGCAUCCUUAAAGAGAAGAGCAGAGAGUCUGUGCACUCGCAAAGAUCUGGAUGAAGAUGUUAGACGAGCAGUUCUACGGAAGCUGAGGAGCUUAGAAGAAGAGUGGAAAGGAGUACUGCAGCAUGGUCAAGAGCUACACAGUCUUUUGAGGAGUGUGGUGGAGCGUCUGGUUUCCUGCCAGUGCCAGAGGCAACAGACUCAGUCUCGUCUGGAGCAGCUGAAGAAGCAGACAGAGGCGCUGCCCCGCUGCUUUUCCUGGCCUGGGUUAGGGGACCGGAGGCACACGGUGGAGCAGGCCAGGGCUCUGCUGGACAAAACAAGGUCCCUGACCCCCACCCUGUCUGCCCUAAGGGCCGUGGGGUGGGAGAUGAGCCAGCUCACACGGGACCCCAGCUGGUCUGACCCAUCCUGGGUAGCCAUGGAGGAACACAUCCCAGAGUUAAUCAAAGAGCUGACGGAGUUAUGUGAGAGUCUAGACGAGGGCAUCCACACAGAGAGAAUCUGCGCUCAGCUGGUGGAGCAGCACAGCGCAGCUCAGGAUUGGCUGAGAGAACAGGUCAAAGGUUUCGGAGCCCUGCCGACUGAUCGCCACGGGUUACAGGGAUCCAUCACCACUUUAAAGGCUCUUCUCCAGACUGCGGACAGGGAGGAGAGGGAAAUGAAAGAGCUGGACGUGGUCAAAGACUCGCUGAUCAACCUUUGCACACCUGGCGGUCGUGAUGCAUUGACCCUAGAGGUCAGCCAGCUCCAUGACCUCUGUGCCUCCUCUGAGAGGGAGAUGAGGGAAAGGCUUGCUAUGUGUGAGUCCAGGUUAGCUGACAUUGACUUGAAUCUAGCUGGCAGGGCCCAAGACCUGAGAGCGCAGGCAGAGGGCCUCCUGGAGGAGCUCCGUGCUCAGGACCACUGUCUGAAAUUUGGAGAAGGAAACAGGACUGUUAGCCAGCUGCAGGAAAACUGGCAUAACUGCAAGACCUCUGAGAAGGAGCUGGAGGAGUUAGAGGGCAAAGUUCGUGACCUUGGACAGGUCCUCCGCAUGGUGCCUUCUGAUGAGGAUCUUCCAUCUGAUGUCAUUGUCCUCAUAGACACAGUGACUCAGAAGUACUGCAGUUUACGGUCUAAGCUGUUGGAAAGGCAGAAUGACUGUGCCGAUAGUGUGGUACGCUGCAUGAGAGAGGCGCUACAUGCCCUUCAUACCUGGAACCAAUCAACACAAUCUCCUUCAGACUCUGCCUCCUCUAUGCAGGCAAUGAUAGAAGAAGGUGCAGGACUCCAUAAGAGCCUACAGGUGGCAGUGUCUCAUAAACAACUGCUCAGGGACUGCCUGGGUCCAGAACUGGCUGGAAAGCUGGAGAGAGAUAGUGCAGCUGCAUUAAAGGAUGCUGACACUCUCAUUAACACGUUCAAGCAGGAGCUGCAGGAUCUUGAAGAGAAGGUAAAACAGGAAGCUCUUAGAUUAUCACUGGAAACUCAAAAACUUCAGCUGGAUUCACAGGUUUCUACUGAGAGGUACAGCCCCACAGAUACUGCCACAAAAGCUGAGCUUGACUGGUCAAAGCAACAGGAUAUCACUCCUGCUCUAACAACCAUGGAUAGUCAAGACAGUAAAGAGACUGAUAAAAGAUCAGUUCAGUCUUCUGAACUUCUACACCAAGAGGUUCCGUCAGUUAUUGAUGAAACACUAGGGAAGACAGCAUCGUCUCCUGCAGAACAAGAGGAAAUAGUAGCAAUGCAUGUUUACCAGGUUGAACUUUUAAAUGAUGAUCUAUCAAGUGUACCACUGUCUACUACACCAAAACAAGAAUGUACCACUGAGCCUGAUGUUCCUUUAAGCACCCCUGCAACAGGUGAAGAAGACCAUAAGUGGAGCAAUUUGGAGAUGGAGAAGAAGCAGGAUGAAGGGGAAUUUGAUUUGUCUGAAGAACUCCAUGACUUUGAGAUACCAGAAGGUGAGGGACACAAAGAGUUCCCUGGACCGGAAUGUACCGAGGAAAGUAUGGUCUGUGAUGCUCCUGGAUUAGACGAAACAUCUGAAGAGUUGAUGCAAACUGCCAUUGCUGAAACCCUGCACAAAGAGGUUCCCAUAUCAGUUACUGAAGAAGUUUUGGAGUCUCCCAUGUCAGUUACUGAAGAUGUUUUGGAGUCUCCCAUGUCAGUUAUUGAAGAAGUUUUGGAGUCUCCCAUGUCAGUUAUUGAAGAAAUUUUGGAGUCUCCCACUUCAGGAGAGCCACUGGCAACAGGAAUAGACUCUUAUCAGGGUGAACGCAAAAUUGCUGGUCUACUAACCUCAACAUCAUCUGUGGCAUCAAGUCUAGAAACUAAAGUCAGGGAAUCUGUCAUUUCUGUAACUGAGUCAACUAUAGAUGAAAGAACAAAUGAAAGGAUUGAGAGGGAACAGAAGGGAAUUGACAAGAUUCAACCUCCCCAGAGUGAAGAAAUCCCUGGCUAUGAGACAUUAGAAGAGAAAUCGAUGGAACUUUUGGAAUCUGAGAGAACAAAAACAGAGGUUGAUGAAGAAAAAGUAGCCAAAGAGAGAGUAGUUUCUGAGUGGACUGCAGUGGAAAAAACAUCUGAAGAUUAUCCACACUUACUGACUACCCCUACCUCUACAACCAUGGGUCACCAAGACCAGGAAAAUACUGAAAUUCAGAGUAUUGAAAUUCUUCGUAGAGAGAUAGGGCUUACUGAAGAAACUUCAGAAAAGGUCAACUCUCCCAUAGCAGAACAAGUACUGGCAGCAUUAGAAAUGGAUACUCACCAAAGCAAGUCUAAGACACUUUUGUCAACCACGGCCUUAACUGUGCCAUCUGAACUGCUAACAGAACUCAAUGAAUCUACCAUUACUACCACUACCAUUGUUAGUGACACUGAAACAAGUGAAGAAAAGAAAAACAACCAGGUCCUUGAAUCUGAAGGUCCAAAAACGGAGAGUGAGGACAGCUUUUUUGGUUUAAGAUCUGCCAUGGAGGUAACAGUGUCUAAGAGAACUGAGAUGGAAUGCACAGCUGAAGAUGGGCUUGGUAAAUAUUCAUGUAUUCUGGAUGCCAAAGAACAUGUUGAGAAAACACCAGUAAAGAAAGUUGCCACACUUGUUCUUGACACUGACGCUGUACACAUCCAUACUACUGAGUCCCUGAGAGAAUCUGACCCUAGUACAGCAACAGUUGUUUCAGGUGAAACCACUGGCUAUGAUAUCACACUGUCAGAUCCAGUAGAAAGCUUGGAUACAGGAAUUCAAGAAGGGGAGGAAUCACAGGUAGCACAAGAAGAAGUUUCAAAGGGUAGUAGUAUCUUUCUGGGUGAGCAAGAAAAAGUAAGUGCUCUGAAUGCAGUUGCAAGCACUGAGGAAAUCAGUGAUGAAACUUCAAUACCCCUCACAGAAAUAACUGAGACCCAAGAGACUAGACCUCCUCCAAGAGUUGUAGGAACCUUGACUAGUGACAUUGGACAAAAUGCUGCUCAUCAUGAGAGAGAGGGAAGCUGGACAACAGACAAUGGCCCACAGCAAGCCCGUAGAGUAAUGGAGCCACUUGGUUUGGAGGACUGGACUGAUAACGGCCCUCGAGAGAUUCAACGAAGAUAUAUUAUUCUGGACCAGCAAGAGGAUUUACAGAUACACCAAGCACCGGCUGCAGAGGCAACCAUGCCAGCCCUGGAUGUUACUCCUCAAGAGCCAGGUGAGGUACAUAAAGAGGCAUCUGAACUUACAGUUCCAGGAAAACUUGAAAGAGCAUCUGGUGAAGAGUCAGUUGAAACUGAAGUUAGUGAAAUGAUGCCACUCAAAGCUAAGGAUCAAACUGAGGAACUAGAGGCAACACCAACUCCACCGGCUAGAAGAAAACUAGAUUCUGUCACAAGUGAGAAGUUGUCCUUCAGUACUGAGGACAGGCCAGUGGAGAGCCUGCAUAGCACUUGUGUAGAAGUUGACAAGACUCCAGGUGACAAACCCACAGCAGUGAAGGCUGAGCCAAAGCCUACCCCACCAACCAGGAGAUGGAAGGAAAGUGAUAGGUUGUCACUCAGUUUAGAGGACCAAUCUGAGUUUUCAAAUGUUCUUCCUAUCCAGGUUCCUCAUCCAGAGGUUCUCCCCACACCACCAAACAGAAGGCGUAAAGACAAAUUAGGAGGUGAAAGGUUGUCACUCGAUCUUGAUUCUCAACCAACUCCACCUGAAAGAAGACAAAAAGAGAAGGGAGAGGAUAAACUAUUGUCAUUUGAUCUGGAGCUCCAUCCAAAGCCACCUUCUAGAAGACAAAAAGAUAAAGCAGAAGACAAAAUCUGCCCCAGUACUGAAUUGGAGAAAAUCAGUCAAGAAGCUUUUGAGGAGCCUCUUGUAAAACCAACCCCACCAGUGAGACGAAAAGCAAGUCGAGUUGAUAUUGAUACCAUUUCCAUGGAUUCCAAAACUGAAGAGAUGGAAGCACUGGUGAAACCCACACCUCCAGCAAGAAGGAGACAUAGUAGAAAUCUGAGUGACACAAUAUCUAAAGAAAGUGCAAGCAGCACUGAUCUGGAGAAGAUAAUUUCACCACAGAGAGCUAUGGAGGAGUCUCUAGUGAAGCCAACCCCACCAGUGAGACGGAAAGUAAGUCGAGCCGAAAGUGAAAUUUCAAUUUCCAAACUUGAAGAAAUGGAGAUGGCACUGGUGAAACCCACCCCUCCGACAAGAAGAAGAGAUAGCAAAAUUGAAAGUGACAAGUACCAGCUACAAGAGAGUUUCAUUAAACCAACACCACCACUAAGGCGAAAAGAUAGCAGAGCAGAGAGUGAGAAAACAUCUGCAGAACUUGAAGAGACUCUGCCUAAGCCUGUGCCAACCCCACCAAUUAGGCAGAAGAAAGAUAAAGCUGAUGUUGAAAUGAAUCCAAUGCUAGAAGAGCCACUGAUCAAACUGAGUCCACCAACCAGAUGCAAAGGCAAAACAGAGAGAGUUGAAGUCCAACCAACCAGCAAACAAGAUGAUGAAGAGAAGACUGAAGAAAAGUCAUUUAGCAGCCAGGAACAUUCUGAGAAAGGACUCGUUCCUGCUGAUGUAGAAUCCACAGAGACCUUGACUCAGACUGAAAGCAAGAGCUUUAUUCAGACACUUGUACAAGAUGUGCAGCAGCCAGAUACCCUUGCUCAAGAUACCCCGAUUGCCAGGAAUGAUGAGUUUCAGGCAGAAAUGUCAGAAGAGGAGGAGCCUGUGGGUCCUACAAUGAAAGAUAUCUUCACUGAGAUUAAAAAGAUGUUCAAGACAGGACCAAAUAGCCUGCUAAUUGAGAGCAUGCCUCAUGAAGACAAUCUGGAUAUUCUGGACACUUCUGUUGCUGACCUUGAGGCACAGUUGGACAGACUGGUGAUCCGUACAUUGAGUUGUCGCAACCUUCCAGCAGUUAUCAACCCUACAGACAUGGCCAAACAAGUGGAGGAUGCUGAGCAUUGCAGACAGAGUGCUCAGAAGCAGGUUUCUUCAAUCUCAAAGCAAGAUCAAGCUAACGGUGAUGUCAGCAUUGUUGCCAAUGGCUCAGCCUAUGACCCUGAGGCUAUGCAGCGAUUGAGCUGCCAGUGGACGGCAGCCUUAUGGGAUGCAAUUGGCACUGUGCACACCAAGGAAACGCAGUUGCAACUAGUUAUUGACUACGAUAGACAGACACAGAAAGUCAAGGCUGCUUUUGAGAAAUUGUCAGCUGAGCUGGAGGCCUUGAAGAUAUGUCCGGUUGAAAGCAGCUUUGUUGAAGAACAGAGAUUACGUUCCUUCCUCAGGACUAUGGAUCAGGAGAGAACUGUUUUGGGAGAACUAAUUCAGACACAUUCCCAGCUAUCACCCCACCUCAGUCUGCCUGAGAGAGCAGCAGCACAGGCCCAAGUGAACAUAACGCAAUGUGAAUGGAGGGUGUUGGAAAGAUCUGUGGAAAAAACCCUGCAUAAUGUCAGUGCCUAUACAAAAGAAAGUUUCGGUCUUCUACAGGAAAUUAAGACCUUAAUGGACCAUCUGGAGAACCUUCGUAAGAUCUUAGCAUCACCUAGGAUGUCCUCUGUUCUUUGGGACAACAAGAGGGCUCAAGAUAUGAUUGAAAUUAGUGCUGACCUCACUGCUGCACAGCAAAGCUAUCUCCACUUGCAAAAAAGAUCUGAUGCUCUCUCUCAAGGAUUUAGCUUCAAGACAGAGACAUGCAGCAUAGAGCAAGGCCUGCAGGGUAUCAAAGAUAAGCUUGAUCUACUGGGUGAGCGGUUGCUGUCUUCAACCCCCAAAAGCAGUAACCCAACCAUGGUUAAAAUUGUCAAAGUGAUAACAGAUGCCCUAGCUUGGGCCAAACAGACACAGCGUGACAUUGAAGGUAGGAAAAGGAAAGUGUCCCUUCUCCCAGAAGAGGUUCACCAGCAGAUCAAGGACUUAAAGAAGCUGCAGUCUGAGAUGAGCUUGAAGCAGACCCAGUUAGAGGCUUUGACUGAGGAAGUUACAGAGCUCAGCCCUGAGCUUGAUGAAGCUGAUGUUCCUAUGGUAACUUCAUUUUUGGAAGAAUUGAAGGGUCUGUCCAAAUCAACAGCGAAGAAACUAGACAGUGCCAUUGAAGAGGUGGAAUCAAGUCUUCAAACUCGGGAGAAGAUUUCAGAGCACAUUGCAGAUGUGGCUACUUGGAUUCUCAGGCACCUCCAGAGAGAGGCUCUGAAGAGAGAGGACUACCAAAGCCUGAGUGCAGCAGAUCUUGACCGAAGGUUAAGGCAGAGUCAGGAUACUCUUGGUGAGGUGGAAAAGCAAUCAGCGGUCACAGAGGCUCUGCUGAUGAAGAGUAAAGACAUUGCCUCGGAGCUUAGCAUCUCAGAGAACGCCUGGCUAAAUGAGAAGCUCUUCAAGCUUCAAGAGGACAUAAAGGGUGUUAUCUGUUAUGAGAAAGCUUGCAGCCAGGAGAUAACAGAUCUCUUGCAGAAUCAAGACACAUCUCAGAAGAAGGUCAGUUCUUUAGAGAAGAGCCUGAGAGAAAUUAUGGUACAUGUAAAAGAAUGUAGAUUCCCUAUUACCAAGGACUCACUUUCUGCACUUGAGCCAUUCAAACACACGAUUGUAGAGCACAAGUGCCAGGUAGAACAAGUCAGUCCAUGUGCAGAAGACAAAAGGAGAGAGUUGCUUUGCAUGAUCUCUGAACUGCACCAUAAAAUGAAGGCUUUGAAUGUGAAAGCUCAAAGCCACGAAAGGUUCCUCAGUCUCAGACAACGUUUAGAGGAUCACAAAGAAAAUAUAGAGGUCCAAGUUCCCAAGACCAAAGAUGAAAGCAUUGACAAAGAGGAACGCUACAUAACCUGUCAAGCCCUGCUUACUCAGAUUCUUUUCAUCAAACCUCUGUGCAAGGAAGCAUCAGAUGAGCUUGAGAACAUCUCAGGGGACCUUUACCCAUCUCAGCUAACUGCUGAACAAAAGAGACUCAAACAAAACAUUAACAGUCUUAACACUUGGGAGAUGGCUGUCCAAAAUAACCUUCAAAUUGUGGAAUGGGAAAUUCUUAAAGACAUACACUAUCCCUCAGAACAAAGAGCAGUGCAAGAUUUUCUCAAAGAGACAAAUCGGGUACAGGGGAAGCCUUGCAAAGUGGAACCUAAGCAGUCAGCUAUUGAUCAAGAAUUUAGGAAAUGUCUUAAUCUUAGGAAGAGCAUUGAGGCUAGAAUGCAGGUUCUAGAAGUUUUGGAAAACAAGAAAGGAGUUGGACACAAACGAAAAUCUCAAAAGUCAAAACACCUUGCAGACUUGGCAAAAAUGGCCUUAGACAACUGCGACCAAAGGAUGAACAAUCUAUCAGAGGCAAAGGAGUUGUUGAAAAAUUAUUCCAUGGAGGUCACCAGUACCAUCAGAUUCCUCCAGGAGUCUGAGUCACUUCUCCUCCCAUCUCUUUGCUCAGCCAGGAGCUGUUCAGAAAGGUUAAAGGACAUCCAACAGGCCCUCUCAACAUUAGACACAGAUUUCCAAUCUCAUGUCACCCAGCUUCAGACUCUUGCCCCCUUCCACCCAGUGUUGUCCAAACACAAAACAGAACAUCUUCAUGUUGAAAUUCUAAGCCACCUCUUGGUUCGAGAGUCCACACUCAAGGCCCAGGCCCAGCUCUGGCUAGAAGCCAUACAGAGGUGCGUUAACUGCCAGAAAACCGUACGUAUGUGCUAUGAAGAGUUAUGCCAGAAGGUGAGGGACUUAGAAACAAUCCUGGCGGAGGUUGUUUGUAAAAAAAUGACAUCUCAGAAGGACUGUACUGACCAACAGGAAAAACUUAAGAUUCUGGUUGAAGAAGUAAAUACCCUACCUGGCAGACUGGAAGAGCUGAAGGAGUGGUGUCCAGUGCAGGGUUGCUAUGCCAAUAGGGAGGAUGCGGUGAGCGCCCUCUGGGGGCAAGUGGCCAAACUGCAGAGAUGCGCCAGAGAGUUACAAGCACACUCAGAGCAGAGAGGAGAGGAAUGGAUAGGAAUCACAAAGAGUAUGGAGCAAGCAUCUGUGACACUAGAUCAGACAGAGGCUGAGUUACCAGAACUUAACAGAGGGAAAGCUACAGGAGACGAGCUGCAGGAGCUGCUGCAGUUCUGUUCGCAGUACCAGGACAGGCUGGACUGCCAGCACCGAGCCCUGUCUGCACUGGAACUGCGAGCUGCUAGACUGCUGGGAGUCCCCUCCCACUUGGAGCAAGCCCCACUCAUUCCACUGUGCCAGCAACUACAAACCAUGCAAGAGCAAUAUCACAGCCUGAAGGAGCGGAGUGCUCGGGGUCGUAAGACAGCACAGGCGGAGAUGGAGCAGAGGGAGAAGGUGCGAGAGGAGCUGCAGGGGGUCAGGGAGUGGCUCGUGGCUGCAGCGACUCUGCUGUCAGGACCGGAACACGUACCCCAGACCAAGCAGCUCCAGGAGGUUCACUCGGAGCUGUGUACCCAGAAGGCCGUGCUGCAUCGCAUCAUGGAGGGAUUGAGGAUGAAAUACUCAGACAUGUACACUCUGGUUCCCGUGGAGAUAGAGGGUCUGCUACAGGAAGUCUCUCUCUCACUACAAGAAGUGGAGGAGCAGGUGGACGAGGCAGUGGAGAAGAGUGGUCCACUCCACAGGCUGGACGCCAGGCUGUCUGAGAUAAAGGCUGGCCUGGAGUCGGUGCAGAUCAGGCUGGAGCAGAAAAGUCCUAACGUUCUAGAGGCGGAGAACACACAGAAGCGUGUGUGGGACGAGUUGGAUGGUUUGCACUCUCGGCUUGCUGGGGUGGAGGUGGAGCUCCAGGACGUUAGCGAGGAGAAGCCGGAGGAGACGCAGGUUCUCACGGAGAGACUGGCUCAGACUCAGCAGCUUCACACACGUCUGACCAAACAAGCAGAAGAGAGGACAGCCUUCCUCAGCAAGAUGCGAGGUUGGUUGCAGGAACAUGAGGAAAUGGUCAAAGGAUCCCAAAGCUGGAUUACUGAAGCUCAGUCCUGGCUGACUGCACCCUGCACCUACACCACUGCUAAAUGCCUGGAUGGCCAUGUUAAUGCUUUACAGAUGGUUCUGGACGAUUCGGAGCAGAUCCGCCGGACUCUGCAGGGCUUUGAGGGUGUGCUGAAGGAGAUGCAGGAUGUGUGUGAUGUUAGUGGCCUGCGGCAGGAGCUGUGUGAAGCGGAGCAGCGCGUGGCAAACAUGCAGCAAAGCCUGCUGGGACCUCUGUCACAGCUGGAGCACGCUGCAGCAGAAGUGGAUGCCAUGGAAUCUGAGCUGAAGAUCAUGGAAAAAGAUGUUACUGACCUCAGAUCAGCGCUGACCUCAAAGGAGGGCAUCAGCCAGGACAAACUUAAGGCUGCUGAAGGCAGGAUCGAGCUGAUGAAGCGUACAGUAGCUGAACUGCAGAGCUGUAAGGCUGGACUGUGUUUACCUGAAGGAGCAGAAAGUGCACUCACUGUAUUCAAGAGUGCUGAGAUAUUACUCAACCAGUUACUGGAGCUGGAGCAGCUUGUUCUAGAGCACACUGUGGUCGUAGUGGAAUGUCCUGCGGCAGUGUGUGAGAAACCCACCCUCAGUGUCCCCCCAACCAUCGCUGAAGAGGAAGUGCAGGAUGGUGGUCCAGACCAAGGCUUGAUCAAGAUCGUGCACUUGAAGGACAAUGUGCUGAGUGGAUCUGGAGCUGUGCUGAUGACCGUAGAGGAGUCCAGUCCAGAGCAGAGGCUCAGCUGGGUCACAGAGAAGAGCGACCAGACUGCAACUCACUCACAGGACGCAGACAGUGGAGGACCUACUGAGUCUACAGAGCAGGACAGAAUGGUAACAGAUGCCAAGGAUGUAGAACCUGCCCCGGACGCAAGUGCGCAGGAGGCUGGACCCGAACCAACGGCGACCGUGCGAACGCAGUCUCCUCCCAAAGAGCUGGCCUCAGCUGAAGCUGGUGUGUUGCGUGUGUGUGUUGAGAAGGCUGCCGUGUUGGAGGUGUGUCUGGAACAAGCGCGGGUCAGUCUGGGUCAGUCUGGACAGUCAGGUCUGGACAGCAGCAUGCAGCACAGCAUAGAGAGACAACUACAGAACUGUCAGGAGAUGUUUGUGGAGAUCGAGCAGAAAGUGUCCAGUGUGUCUGCGCUGGGUAAUAAUGAAGAAGAGCAGCGCGCUCUCAGUGCCAAACUACAGCGACUGAAGAAAAACCUGCUUACGUUCCAGCUGCUGCUGCAGGAGAGACACACUGAAGAGCAGGCAUGUGUCGAGAGAGAGCGCCCCCUGCAGGUCCGGCUACAGCGCAGUUGCAGUGUACAAGAAAUUCUGACCUCAAACAAGGGCAAGCUGUUCAGACAGAGCAGCCUGCAGCAGCAGAGGGAGCUGGAGCAGAGAUUGAGUGAGCAGAGAGAACUGACUAAAGUCAUCGCAGCCAGAGGACGACUACACAGCCAGACGACAGAGGAGCAUACAGGGCUCUUUGCUCCAGCAGCAGUAGAGCAGGAUGAGCUGCGACUGGACGAGGAGCAGUCAGUACAGAGGAAGUGGACUCAUCUCCAUCAGAGACUGACCCAAAGACUGACCCAGAGGGCAGAACAGGAGCAGGAGGAUGAGAACUCAGAGACAGGAGAAUCAGUACAGAUAUCCAUCCCGUCUCUGUGUGUGUGGAGCAGUGCUGAUGGAACUGUGUGUCUACAGGAGCUACAGUCGCACAUCACACACCUCAGACAGCUCGGACACAGAGCGUCUACAGAACCAGAUGCGCGAGCAGUAGAUGAAGGAUUGUUUGAGGUUGUUAGUGCAGUCGGACUCUCUCUCUCCUCUCUCUCUCACACACUCCUCUCUCGGCCUCGACAAUCACUCACUGAUACAAACAGCCAGCUGCUGCAGCUACAGAGUCUGUCUGCCGAGCUGACCUCUGUAGGUGCUGAAUUGAGCUCUCAGGGGUCGGAGGUCCUGGGGUCUUUAGGCUCAGCAGCGUCAGGGGCGAGGGUGUGUUUGGAUCUGCUGCAGGACGGUGUGUGUGAGCUCCAGAAUGUUCUCUCGGAGAAACAGAAGCAGCUCCAGAAGCAGCUGGAACACACAGUCCACACACAGAGCAAGAUUAAAAACAUGCAUGACUCUUUACUCGCUAACAUCUCAGCCCUCCGCUCAGCGACUCAGGAAGAUCCAGGAUGUGACCCUCGUGCUCGGCUACAGGCUCUUGCCGAGUUGCAGCAGGAGCUCCAGCAGAAGGAGAAAGAGCUGGAGGAGCUGAGACAGGAUACAAAGAUCACAGAGCGAACAUCAGCACUCUCACUGGAGGUCAACACACUGGAGAACCUAUUGGAGAGUGUGUGGUGUGGUCUGAAGGAGCGCAGCGGUGAUGUCCAGUGCGGGCUGGAGCAGCAGCAACAGUAUGAGAGGCUGAUGAAAAGCCUACAGGACCUGUUGGAGCUGGCCAGAGAAAGACUGACCCGCACUACACACGUACAACUGGACAACACGCAACAGCUGCGCUCACUUAUUAGCACACACAUGACCUUUUUUCUGUCUCUGGACGCCCGUCUGAGGGCUCUGCAGCAGCUGAGUGCCUGGACGCCAGACAGCGCCCCCUGUGGGCCGAAGGCUGCAGGGGCAGAGCUGGAAGAGCAGGUGGACAGCCUGCAGCGACAGGCGAGGGACACUGUGGCUGCACUACAGGCUGCUCUGCAGUCCUGGACACAGUGGGAGGAGAGCCAGGCCUGGUUGGAGAACCUGCUACAAGACCUGGAAACUCAACUUCCCAAGAUGCACCUGGUAGAGAAAACAGAGGAGGAGCUACAGGAGCACCUAUCAGCCUAUGAGGCUGUGCAGGCAGUUCUGGUGGAGAACAGAGUGCGGAUCUCCCUGGUUUUUGACCAGGCCUGCAGGAUACAGAAAGAAGGUGUGGCUAUGAGCGUGUCUCGUCACUUUUCAGACCUUCCCCUGCGCAGAGUAGGCGUGUCCGUCCUGAGGUUGAAGCAGCGAUUGGCUGCUCUACAAAGGAAGCUAGAGCAAGAACGAGACUCUGCCCACCAGAUAAAAACACUAUGGAACAGGUAUCACCAUGACUCAGCAGCGCUGAAUGAGUGGGUGGACAAAACCAAAGAAUGCCUGCACGACUGGACAGGUCACUUGACCUCACCUAAACAGGAAAGAGAUAAAGUGCUGACGCACUACAAGGAGUUUAUAGAGCUGAGUAAGGAGCUGGAAGUAAAAUCAGCACUGAAGGCUUCAGUGAUCAGCGCUGGCACUGAGAUCCUACAGCUGAGUGAGAAAGAACAGCAGGACUUUCUCUCUGAGCCUGCCAACAUGGCUGAAUAUGUACACGAUAACUUCAGUGAUGACGGUGAGUCAGAAGAGAACCUCACUGAUGCAGGUGAUAAAGAUAUUUCCUCAAUCAGGAUUAAGACCACCUCAGAUAUUAUUGGUGUGAUCAACACUGACCCAGUAGAAGAUGCAUCCCUGGAUGAGGACCAAGAUUCUUCAAAAGUUCACUCCUCCCUGCUUGAUGAAUCUAAAGAUCAAACUCCAGUAAACACAUUAGCGUGUGAAGACAUUGGUUCCUCCAGCGUUCCUCAGGGCAGUAGAACUGUCUCAGGUUCCUCUGGACCCGAAGGGUCAGUGUGUGAACAUGUCUCCUCCACAUCCAUGAGCAGUCCAAUGGCGCUGUCUCCUGCCCUGCUGUCAGUAAAGGCUCAGCUCACUCAGGUAGAACAUGACUGGACGGAGAUCUUCACAGGCAUCUCUUCUACACAGCAAGGACUGCACCAGUGUGUGGUGGACAGGCUAAGUCCUCAGGGCCUGCUGACCCGUGUGUGUGGUUGGAUCAGUGCAGCGGGACGCAGGGUGGACGAGGCUGAGAGAGCCGCUCGCUCCUCCAGCUCUGCGGCUCAGUUCAGAAAACUCCUCAACACGUACAAGCUCCUGAAGAGAGAGCAGAUGUGUGAGCAGUGGUCAGUGGACUUCCUGAACCAGUCUGUGCUGAAGCAGAGUGACCCCGACUCGCACAGAUAUAAACACACUGCGUUUGCUGAGCAGCUUGGAGAGCUCAACUUCCACUGGCUUACACUGCACACGCACAUAAACACACAGCUGCAGCAGACAGAGCAGCACUUGAGAGUGUGCGCAGACAGAGAAGGCAAACUGCGGCUCCUGCGCAGCUGGGUCAGAGGUCAGGAGGAGUGGAUGCGACUGGCUGAGAAGCCUGUCAGUCGCUCCCUGGCAGAAAACAGCCUGAAAGACUGCGAGGACCUGAAGGAGAAGAUGAAGACUCGGUCUGCUGAGCUGAGUGAGUUGAGGAAGAGGAGGCUGAGUGAUGAUGAAGAAGAUCAGAGGGAUGCAGACUUCAUCAGACACGUUCAGAGUGUCUCCCAAUCGUUAACAGACCUCUCUCAACAGAAUGCUCCUCUGAGAGAGUCUCUUCAGCAGGUGUCCACCCUGUGGUCUCAGUUUGACAGUGGGCAGAGCCAAGCCUUUCUCAGCACCCUGGGGGUCUGCCAAUCACUGAAGCAUUGCUGUGUCUCCCACAGCUCCCUCACAGCCUUAGAGAAGAGCACUAACAGGCUACAGGCAUUGCAAGCUGAGGCUGAGGAGAUUGACAGGCAGUGGGAGGGGCUUAAUCACACAUUCUCCACCCUCACUGUUGGGAUCCACCCAGACACCUCUCGGUUAUUAUCACAGCAGCUGGAGAAAGAGGAAGCACGGUGGGCAGAGGUGAAGCAGAAUCUCACACACACUUCUCUGCAGUUACACACUCUGCUGGAAGCCUGGAAACGGUACGCAGCUCUGAUUGACCCCUGCACACUGAGGCUACAGCAAUAUAGAGACCAGUUCUCUGCCCUGUCAACUGCACCUGAAUCUGAGAGCAGCCCUGAGACACUUUCAGCCUGCAUGCAGCGCCUACAGGAGUUGCUGAAGAACACACACUGUCUCCAAACUGACCUGGACCGAGUGUAUGAAGCCUCCAAAGAGCUGAUUGGUCAGAUGGAGCCCAAAGCGGCUGCUUUUGUCCAGUCCGAGUGCCGGCUAUUGACACGUGAUUGUCUCCAGUUUGAGGGGGCUUUAAAAGAGAAGCUAGGAGAGGCGCAAGAGGAUCUCAAGCAGCUUCAGGAGUUUGAACAGCUGCUGGAGUCACUAGAAAACAAAUUAGAGGAGUGGAGGAGCAACCAAACAGGACAAACUGAUAAUCAGCUCACAGACAUAACGAAGUCGGGUUUGUUAGAGUUGAGUUCUCACUCUGCUGACCUUGAGCUGCUGAAUGGACUCAGCUACAGACUGACCCUCAGUGACCCCACAACCCGAGAGUUACAGAGCCUGAACAAGAAGUGGGCUCGGGCCUCCGCUCAUGCUCAGGAGAGAUGCAGUGAGCUGCAGGCUGCGUCUCUUCAGCUGCAGGGUUUUGAGCAGAGGUGUGAGAGCUGGAUGGUGUUUCUGCAGAGGAUGGAGGACAGUGUGGCAGGAGAUGUUUCAUCCAGCUACACUCAGCUCAGAGAGCAGCUCCGCACACACCAGAGGUUCCAGGCCGAGCUGUCUUUAGGCCAUCAGAUUCUGCACGCCGUCAUCACUGAAGCUCUACACCUGUUACAGAGAGGAGAGGUGGAGGACAGGAGUGAUUUCCUGCUGAAGCUGGCUCAGCUGAGAGAGCACUGGCAGGGAGCCGUGCAGAGAGUGGCUCAGCGGCGCUCUCUAGUGGAGGGGUUGAUACAGAACUGGCACCUUUACACACACACACUCCGCAAACUCCGCAAGCUUCUAACGCUGGCGCAUACACUCCUCCCGCCCGCCGGCCCCACACACUGCAGCGUCCUGCAGCUGCGCCUCUCACUGCAGGACAUGAAGCAUACUGAGCUGCUCUUCCACAGGUCAGUCUCUGGUUAUCUGCUCCUGCUGGACGUGGGCCGGCAGCUCUUCUCUGUGAGCGAUGAGGUCACUCAGGUCCAGCUGCAGACUGACCUCGCCGCCCUGCAGGAUGACUGGGAGCACUCCCAGAGCAUGCUGGGAAGGAGGAGGAGCCUCACCUCUGACAUUAUCAUGAACUGGGAGAGCUGUGUAGCCGGACUAGCAGGUCACGCUCAGCGGCUAGAGGAUCUGAAGGCCAGACUAAAGCAGCCGAUCCAAGAGUCAGAGGGAGAGCAUCAUUUCAUUAAGGAGAUUCAGGACUCUCUGGACGACUGGGCAGUGAGUCUGUCCGAACUGGGCACCAUGAAGACGGACCUGUCCCAAUACAUCAUCACCGAGGACGUCCUGCUGCUGCAGGAACAGGUGGACCAUCUGCACUGCCAGUGGGAGGAGCUCUGCCUAAAAGUUGCUCUGCGGAAACAGGAGAUUGCUGACCGGCUGAACGCGUGGAUCAUCUUUAAUGAGAAGAAUAGGGAGCUGUGUGAGUGGCUCACUCACAUGGAAAACAAAGUGUCUCACAGUGCUGAGCUCAGCAUUGAGGAGAUGGUGGAGAAGCUGAAGAAGGACUGCAUGGAGGAGAUUAACUUGUUCAGUGAGAAUAAGACUCAUCUGAAGCAGCUGGGAGAGCAGCUCAUCAGCGCCAGCAAUAAGACCAAGGAGACCGAGGUCAACGACAAGAUCAAGGACAUCAGUGACCGCUGGCAGCACCUGUUUGACCACAUCGAGGCCAGGGUGAGGAAGCUGAAGGAGACGCUGGUGAUGGUGCAGCAGUUGGAUAAAAACAUGAGCAACCUCCGGACGUGGCUGUCCCGGAUAGAGGGGGAACUUUCCAAACCCGUCGUCUACAGCGCCUGCCACGGCGACGAAAUCCAGCGCAAACUGGCUGAACAACAGGAGCUACAGAGGGACAUUGAGCAGCACACGGAGGGCGUGGCCUCAGUGCUGACGCUGUGUGACGUGUUACUGCAUGACGCCGAUGCGUGCGGCAGUGAUGUGGAGAACGACUCCAUCCAGCAGACCACCCGCAGCCUGGACCGCCGCUGGAGGAACAUCUGCGCCAUGUCCAUGGAGAGGAGGAUGAGGAUCGAGGAGACAUGGCGUCUGUGGUCUAAGUUUCUGGAGGACUACUCUCGCUUUGAAGACUGGCUGACCACAGCAGAGCAGACAGCGGCUAACCCGGCCAGCACUGAUGUUCUCUAUACCUGCGCCAAAGAGGAACUCAAGAAGUUUGAGGCGUUCCAACGGCAAGUUCAUGAGCGGCUCACUCAGCUGGAGCUGGUGAAUAAACAGUACCGGCGUCUGGCCCGAGAGAACCGCACUGACACCUCCAACAAGCUGAAGACGAUGGUGAACGAGGGGAACCAGCGGUGGGACGCCCUGCAGAGGAGAGUGACCGCCGUGCUCCGCAGGCUAAAGCACUUCACGUCCCAGCGGGAGGACUUUGAGGGGACGCGGGAGGCCAUCCUGGUAUGGCUGACCGAGAUGGACCUACAGCUCACCAACGUCGAGCACUUCUCUGAGAGCGACAUCCACGACAAGAUGAGGCAACUUAACGCAUUUCAGCAGGAGAUCACUCUGAACACCAAUAAGAUCGACGCUCUGAUCGUGUUCGGGGAGAAUCUGAUCCAGAAGAGUUCUCCGCUGGACGCUGUGCUGAUAGAGGACGAGCUGGAGGAGCUGCACUCUUACUGUCAGGAGGUGUUCGGCAGGGUGGCCCGAUUUCACCACCGCCUCAUCAGCAGACGGCCGGUCCUGGAUGAUGAGCGUGAUUUCUCAGACAGAGAUACUGAUGUGGAGGACUCGUUGGAAUUGGGGGCAGUGUGGGCAGAAGAAGAGGACGAGGUGGACGCUGGGAUGUCCACCCCUGUCCAGGAGUCAGUGCAUCAAUUCUUCGCCCCUCCGCUGGAGCGGUCAGGACGCGAGACGCCGGUCAGUGUGGACUCUAUUCCGCUCGAGUGGGAUCACACUGUGGACGUCGGCGGCUCUUCGUCACCCGAGGACGAGGAAGAGGAGGAGGCCACGUACUACAGUGCACUCUCAGAUGUAGAGGUCACUGAGAGCUCUGAGUCGUUUAUUAAAGCCACAGCUCAGGCUCUAAGCGCUGCAGCCGUAGGGCGGUCGAUAACAGAGCCCCCCAGCUGGCACUCUCCGCCCCCAUCGGAGAGGAAACAGAUUGUCCACAGCCUGACCUCAUCCCCUAUAAACACCAGUGCUUCCUACCAUCCGCAGGGCUAUACUAAGCUGAUGUCCGAGUGCACUGAGAGCAUAGAUAAUGUGAAGCGGGUCAAGCUAAUCCUGAGUGAUGACGAGCUGCUGGAGGACCAGGGCCUGACCACACUGUCCACUGCAGACAAACAGACAGGUGUGAUUGAGCGCUGGGAGCUGCUGCAGGCCCGGGAGUUUUCUGACCUGAAGCAACAGCACAAGCUGGCCUCUGACCUCAGAGAGGUCACAGCCUGGCUGGAGGGGGUGCUGUCCGAACUGGAGGCGCUGCAGAGAACAGAAGUGUCCGGCAGCAUCAAAGACAUGGAGAGCAGCAUCCACAAACUCAAGGAGAUGCAGAGGACGUUCAAAAUCUACAAGGCUCUGAUGAUCGGCAUGAACCUGAAUGGGCAGGACAUCCAACGAGGAGACAGGGUGGAGCGUCAGGAGCUGAGGGAGGGGCUGCAGCUGGUCAAUCAGAAAUGGACUCAUGCCUGCGCUGCUCUGGACGGCUGGGAAUACCAGCUGCAUCAUGCGCUCCUGCAGUGUCAGGAGUUCCACGAGACGCUGCACUCACUGCUGCUGUGGUUGGCUCGGGCUGAGAGCCAGCGCUACAUGGUCAACAUCCAUGACCGCAACGUCGACGUCAACAUACUGCAGGAGCACAGAGACACACUAAAGGCUCUCCAGGUGGAACUGCAUGGUCGAGAGCAGGAGGUUCUCUCUCUGCAGGAACUCUCCACUCAUAUCCUGCAGCUGGACCAAGGCGAGGACAGCCUGGAGGCUAAAGAGAAGGUACACGUCAUCAGCAACAAGCUCCGCCUCCUCCUCCGACAGGUGGCCCACGACCUGAGCUUGCUGCAGGCUAGACUGGAUUGUGAAGGUUCCUCAGUAGACGGCGGUGAGUGGAGGAGCGCUGCCGGCCCUCCGGCUCUAUUGGACAAGGAGUCGAGUGCUGCUGAACAGAGACCUCCUGAAUAUGCUAAGUCAGAGAAGAUGGAGGUGUCCCCCAGCAGACCUUUCCUGUACCGGGUGCUGCGGGCGGCGAUCCCCCUGCACUUGCUCUUCCUGCUGCUGCUGGUGCUGGCCUGCCUGGUGCCUCUGUCUGAGGACGACUACAGCUGCGCUCUCUCCAACAACUUUGCCCGCUCCUUCUACCCCAUGCUGCGCUACACCAACGGACCGCCUCCUACAUGAGAACCAAAAUACCUCCCUGUACUGCUACUGAAUGGCUUCGUCCAUCAAUACUGGAGACAGGAACCAACCAGGUUCUCACUUCCAGUCCUGGAACCUUCUGCUUUGCUUAUUUAACAUUAAUUAUUUAACAUUAAUGGACUUUUCUGGGUUCCAGCAUUCAGACUCUCCUAAAGCUGUGACAGUCAUAGUUUGGGGAUAUUUCUUAAACUCUCCACAUGAAAAAAGAAGAGUUCAUGUUAAAUGGUCAGUCUUGGGUACCUUAACCACGAAAGCUAGCACAAUGCUACGAGACGAUUUUAAGCUAACGUAAAGUCACCAAACCAGCACAGUCCCAGAACACGUCAUUGUUUAUAACCUUUUAAAGAAAUAUCUGCAGCACCGGACUCACUGGAAAGCUGGACGGUCCAUUUUUGUACAUAUCGAUCGGUUUGUGUUGUUCGAUCUAGAGACUCGUACUCUGUGUGGAAUUAUGAAGGUUUUUUUAAUCUGUAGCAAUUUCAACUGCCAUACGGCUGGACACAGCCAUGAAGAGAGGGAAUAGGAGGUGAGGACGAGUGCAAAUGUUAUUCUGUGGCUUCGUUUGUUCAGGCCUUAACCUCUUAUUUCAGGACGGGGCGUCACGUUAUCAGUUUGUGUGUCAGAGUGAGUUUAAAUCAUGUAAAUCUACUCAUUGGUGCAAGUCUAAGUUAUUAUUAAUAGUUAUAUCAGACAAAUGGUUCGUUAUUGAUUGUGUUUUUUAGAUGUGAACCAUCCAAAUGGAACUGGUUCGUGACUCACUCACUCACUCACAUUUAGCAGGCUGAGGAUUCUCCUCCAGGGGGCAUUAGUAGCUCUUGGUGCUUCAUAAAAGCGGUGCGUUGCAUCAGUGACACUUUGUGCCCUUGUUCUACAAGCUGUGCUUAUGUUCUCGCUUGGUUUUCAUGUGACCACUUCAGUCCACAAGUUCCAUUAUGGAUGGUUUUCUCCCGCUGGCCUCAACUGCAUGAAUGUAUUUAGGUAUAAAUAUUUAUGCCAAAAAAGAGAAUGUAUGUAUUGCUCCCAGAGUAGGACUGUUCUUGAAAACACAGCAGGAUUUAGCGUGUAGAGGUAAAAAAGGGGAUCCUUUGGGCAUGCAGUUAGCACAAUGCUAGCAGUUUAGGUAUUAGCUUCCAUUACUUCGCCGAUGUGACGCUGAAAAAGCAGAAAUAUUCCGCUGAAGAUUCAAAGAAGUGCCAGCAGCAAGAACUCAAGACAGCUAAAAUGGCCUCUGGACGGCUAAAAUAGGUUUACCUUACAAGCGAAAUGACUUAUGAAGUUACAGAAAGGUCGGCGCUAACUAAAAACGCAAUUAUUUAUUUAUUUAUUUAUUAGCAUCGCCUCCUUGUCAACGUGUUCCCGCGAGCCAUGCACUGCCAACUAGAGCCAUAGUACAGACAACGAGCAUUAAGAAUAAGAGUGUAAGAAUAAGUUUGUGGUUUUAUUUUUAUGUAUUUAUGGGAUGAUGUAUAGUUAAAAGCCAAUUUUUACUUAUAAAUAAAUAAAUAAAUAAAGCUGUUUGCCAAGAGAA